Messenger RNA from Ogataea haglerorum, 330 nucleotides. RefSeq lists its product as uncharacterized. Lineage: Eukaryota; Fungi; Ascomycota; Pichiomycetes; Pichiales; Pichiaceae. The coding region runs from base 1 to 330 and encodes 109 amino acids. The record is from RefSeq and is a predicted model, not a curated record. The transcript is spliced from 2 exons.
AUGCCAGUGCAAAGAUGGGCUUUGGUAAUGUCGAAUGUAGCUUAUGAUCCUUACAUGCAAAGUCCCGAUGUUGAUGCGUCCAAAAAAUCCGCAGUACCUAAAUAUGUUUCGCAUGUUGUCGUGAGCGCUAUGAUCGUGGCUGGUGCUAUGAUCGUAAUAUUUUUGAUGUACAAGCUUCUGACCAAAGGGGCAGCAAAUCGGAUAUUUAGGAAAACCAAGGAUGAUAGUCACCUCUACAGCAGUGACCAGAUGCAAUAUAUUGAUAUGGAACUCAAUCGUAUAGAUCCUACAAUGCCUACCAGGCCACAUUUGGUAUACCAGAAAGUGUAG